AUGCAUCCCUACUGCAUUACCAACGUCCUCUUCCUCAUCGCCACACUCAUCACCCUCGUUCUCUCUGCUAGCCUGCCACUCGAUGCUGCUCAUUCUGCCGUCGCCUUCGAGAAAUACCAGAUGCAACCGGCCACUUUCAAGGGUGAGAUCGGUGACCAUUCUUACGAAUUGAAUGGUACUGCUGAGACAGUUUGGGCUCAGCUUAAGGAGAUAUAUCCAGAAAUUGAGCUGAAGGAGCAUGAUUCACUUGGCCUCGAGACUCGUGCAAUGGAGAAGAGAAACAAGAUCCUGCCACCGCUCUGCAUCCCAGUAAGCGGCUGGCCUUGGGUUGGGGCAACUCCCUCAGCAAUCCAGGACGGCAUCUCCUACCUCAAAAACCUCAACACACGCAUUAACAUAGAUGCACAUGCCUGCUCGCGCAUCAGCUGCUCGUACAGUAGUGCAAUCUUUCUUUGCAACGACAACGAUGUUACGAUCUCUCCGGCAUCCCCAUAUUUGGCGACCUAUGCACAAGAUCUUAAUCAUCUUAUGGACCUCUGCAGAAGCGGCAAGAAAGCUGGAGGCCAGCUGUUUGAUACCGAUCGCUACAACAUUAUCAUGAGACAGGACGAUUGUUAG
This is a messenger RNA of Hyaloscypha bicolor E, 618 nucleotides long. RefSeq lists its product as uncharacterized. Lineage: Eukaryota; Fungi; Ascomycota; Leotiomycetes; Helotiales; Hyaloscyphaceae. The record is from RefSeq and is a predicted model, not a curated record. Bases 1 to 618 code for a protein of 205 amino acids. The transcript is spliced from 3 exons.